Erythranthe guttata (spotted monkey flower) is the source of this 2020-nucleotide messenger RNA. Its product is annotated as SET domain-containing protein. NCBI's taxonomy places the organism in Eukaryota, Viridiplantae, Streptophyta, Magnoliopsida, Lamiales, Phrymaceae. The record is from RefSeq and is a predicted model, not a curated record. Gene Ontology annotation, molecular function: protein binding.
UGAGAAGGCUGAACAGUAAACAGUAAACAUGGAGAUGAGAGCGGUGGAAGACAUAGCCAUAGGCGAAGACCUAACCCCAGCCCUUCCACCUCUGGCCUUCGUCCUCCUUGAAACCGCCGUUAGCUCCUAUUGCUCCGCCUGUUUUUCUAUUCUUCCGCCGCAGCCAUUUCCCCCACUUAACCCUAACUCUCGCCCUAAUUGUUCCCAUUUCCCUUCUCCUACUCCGCUUUACUGUUCCGUUAACUGCUCUUCCAUCGAUUCCCCACUCCAUUUCUCCUCCGGCGAGCUCCGACUCCUCUCUCUCUUCCGGCAAUCGCCUCCCUUCGCGUGGGAGGACUCCUCCGACCUCCGCCUCUCACUCCGCCUGAUUCACUUAUUCCAAAAAAUUGAGAAAAUUGAAUGCCCAGAGGCAAGCGAAAUUAUUGAGCGAAUUGGGGGUUUGAUGACUAAUCGUGAGAAAUUGAUAUUUGAAGAGAGUAGGAACAGCAAAUCUAAAUUUAGCGAUGAAAAUCUUCGUGAUUGCGGCGAUUCAGGUGAAAAUUCUGAGAAUGUUUACCAGAAGAUAAGAUCGGGGGCAAAAAUGAUGGCGGAGGCAAGGAGGGCAAGUACGGAUCACUAUGUAAAUGCAGAGAAGAAGAGGGAUGAUUUUGUAUUGGAGGAGAUGGUAUUGUGUUUGGUGCUGACGAAUGCUGUCGAAGUUCAGGAUAAAAAUGGCUGCACCAUAGGUAUUGCUGUUUACGAUACUGCGUUUUCUUGGAUCAAUCAUAGUUGUUCUCCGAAUAGUUGUUACCGGUUCGUAUCGAGGCUGGAAAAUCACCAACAGUCAUCUUUAAGAAUUGCUUCAUAUGCAACAAGUGGCUGUCGCCAUGGAUAUGGUGAUAUAGAAAGAAAUGGUUAUGGUCCAAGAGUUAUAGUUCGAAGUAUAAAAGCUGUUCAAAAGGGUGAAGAGGUGACAAUUGCGUACACGGAUUUGUUGCAACCUAAGGAGAUGAGACGAGCACAACUAUGGUUCAAGUACAGAUUUAGUUGUAGCUGUCCGCGCUGUGUUGUGGUCCCUACAACUUACGUUGAUUAUGCUUUGCAAGCACUCUCUGUUGGCUGUACAGAUAAUCAAGAUUCUUCAGACAGUGAAAUAGAGAAACUAAUGCAAAGUUUUGAUGAUGCAACAAAUGAUUAUCUAUCACUAGGUGAUGCAGAAUCAUGUUGUAAGAAGCUCGAACACUUAAUAGACGAGUCCAUAAAACCAAAGGAAACAAAAUCACCACAGCUGCACCUUUUUCAUUAUCUUUCCCUAAAUGCUUACACCACCUUAGCUUCUUCUUACAAAGUUCGAGCAAGUGAUCUCUCAGCUCUUAAUUACGAGGUCGAAAAACACAAACUGGAAGCCUUUGAUUUGUACAAGACAAGUGCUGCAUAUUCCUUAUUGCUUGCUGGGGUGACACAUCAUCUUUUCAUGUCUGAAUCUGCUCUUGUGGCGAGUGGAUCAAAUUUCUGGAUAAAUGCAGGGGAAUCAUUGUUGAAUCUUGCUAAAAACUCCAUGCGGAAUUCAAAUUCAACACUGAAACCUGGGAAAUGCAGUGAUUAUUGUCUCGUGGAUACUCUGGAACCGAAUUCUACUAUGCAGUUGGAGGAAAUAAAGAGUCGGUUUUUUAAUUGCAUUGCGAAUAUGACACUAAAAGUAUGGAGCGUACUUGCUUCUGAGAGUAGUUUCUUGAGAUCAAUUCAAAACCCGAUCGACUUCACUUGGCUCGCGUCUUCGGAAACUUCCAUGAUUCUGUCGGCUGAAGAAGAGUCUCGCCUUGCAGGGUUCGUUCUGAAGAAGGGAUCUCCUUCAUUGGAAGCUUCCGAAUGCGACGAUCAAGUAAGGAUGAAUCUUGUUAUGCUUAGUGGCCAUUGUUUAAGGUAUGGUGCGAUCUUAUCAAGCAUCUGUUAUGGCUUGUCAGAUGAAAUGUAUUAUAACAGAACUCUAGAAGUUUUAAAGGAACUUUAUGGAAAUAAAUGAGAUUUUAUUUUGUUUAGA